GGAUGUGUACACUUCCUAAUUUGCAAGAACUCCGACUUCCUGAAUUCCCCCCUUUGCUCCUCACUUCAACUCCCUCUCUCUCUCUCUGACAGGCUACAAUGGACCCAAAAGCUCUCUCCUCGUCCGCAGCAAUGGCGAAACAAACCUGGGAAUUAGAGAACAACAUCGAAACAAUAGACCCCACAACCACAACCACAACCACAACCACAACCACAACAACAACAACAUCAUCGGACGCUUCAGACGCCAUAUUCUUCUACGACGAAAGCGCACAAACGAAAUUUCAGCAGGAAAAACCAUGGGCCAACGACCCACAUUACUUCAAACGGGUGAAGAUCUCGGCACUUGCGCUCUUAAAGAUGGUGGUGCACGCGCGUUCUGGUGGUACCAUUGAAGUGAUGGGUUUGAUGCAGGGUAAAACUGAUGGUGACGCCAUUAUUGUUAUGGAUGCUUUUGCUUUGCCUGUUGAAGGAACUGAAACUAGGGUUAAUGCUCAAGCUGAUGCUUAUGAAUAUAUGGUUGAUUAUUCUCAGACUAAUAAACAGGCUGGACGUCUGGAAAAUGUGGUUGGGUGGUACCACUCUCACCCUGGUUAUGGUUGCUGGCUUUCGGGUAUUGAUGUUUCAACUCAAAUGCUCAACCAACAAUUCCAGGAACCCUUUCUGGCUGUUGUUAUUGACCCAACUAGGACUGUUUCUGCUGGAAAAGUUGAAAUUGGUGCUUUCAGGACAUAUCCAGAAGGCUUUAAGCCAGCAGAUGAGCCUAUCUCAGAAUAUCAGACCAUCCCAUUAAAUAAGAUUGAAGACUUUGGAGUGCAUUGUAAACAGUACUACUCUCUGGAUAUCACGUAUUUCAAGUCUUCGCUUGAUUGCCACCUCUUGGAUCUUCUGUGGAACAAGUAUUGGGUCAAUACUCUUUCCUCAUCUCCUUUGCUGGGAAAUGGAGACUAUGUUGCUGGACAAAUUUCAGAUUUGGCUGAAAAGUUGGAGCAGGCUGAGAACCAAAUGGCCCAUACGCGUUUUGGGUCCAUAAUCACACCUUCACAAAGAAAGAAAGAGGAAGAGCCAGCACUUGCCAAGAUCACUCGUGAUAGCACAAAGAUAACAGUGGAACAAGUUCAUGGCUUAAUGUCACAGGUAAUCAAAGACAUCCUAUUCAAUUCCGUCCGGCCAGACCGGUGUCAGGCAGAGUCAUCUGAGCCUGAACCUAUGGUUGAGGCAUGAGAGUAUGCAUUUAAUACUAGCUAAUUUCUGGAGGUGUUAUCAGCCAAAAGUUUUCUUUUAUAAAAGUUUAGAUGUAAAUCCCAUGUUGAUUUUGAGCAUCAUACAAACUUUAGGGUUCUUACACAAGGUUAUCAGUCCUCUUUGCAUAUGGGCUACAAUUGACUGCGGAUGUAUUGGUAGUUAGUAAUUAAUGGUUUAUUUUCAAGAU
Beta vulgaris subsp. vulgaris (sugar beet) is the source of this 1431-nucleotide messenger RNA. RefSeq names its product COP9 signalosome complex subunit 5a. The coding region runs from base 99 to 1223 and encodes 374 amino acids. Gene Ontology annotation, biological process: protein deneddylation. The record is from RefSeq and is a predicted model, not a curated record. Lineage: Eukaryota; Viridiplantae; Streptophyta; Magnoliopsida; Caryophyllales; Amaranthaceae. Gene Ontology annotation, molecular function: protein binding; deNEDDylase activity; metallopeptidase activity. Gene Ontology annotation, cellular component: cytoplasm; COP9 signalosome. The transcript has 6 exons.